Molecule: messenger RNA, 1683 nt
Organism: Orycteropus afer afer
Lineage: Eukaryota; Metazoa; Chordata; Mammalia; Tubulidentata; Orycteropodidae
Gene: DNAAF3
Product: dynein axonemal assembly factor 3
Exons: 13
Coding region: 1-1683 (560 amino acids)
Biological process (GO): axonemal dynein complex assembly; motile cilium assembly
Source: RefSeq, a predicted model, not a curated record
AUGACUACACCGGCAGGCUCCGGCACCGGCUUCGGUUCUGUGUCCUGGUGGGGUUUCUCCCCGGCGCUGGACCUGCAGGCUGAAAGGGCUGCUUCAGGGGGCAGUCUGGUGGCCACCAACCCCAAGCUGGCUGUCGCCUCGCCAGGUCCUCCUGUGGACCCAGACUCGCAGGCGGGAACGGAGCACGGAACUUCUACGCUAGAUGUGCUACUGCUGGGCUCCGUGGAUGGACGGCACCUGCUGCGGACGCUGGCCCGGGCCGCGCGCUGGCCUCGCCGGAAGUUCAAUUUCCAUGUGCUGGAGAAUAACCUGGAAGCUGUAGCCCGGCACAUGCUGAUCUUCAGCCUCGCCCUGGAGGAGCCCGAGAAGAUAGGGCUUCAAGAGAGGAGCGAGACCUUCCUGGAGGUGUGGGGGAACGCCCUGCUGCGCCCCCCGGUGGCCGCCUUUGUGCGCGCCCAGGCCGAGCGCCUGGCGCACCUGGUCCCGGAGCCUGACCGCCUGGCGGAGCAGCUGCCCUGGCUCAACCUGGGCGCCCUGAAGUUCCGCGAGCGCGACGCCCUGGAGGCUGUGUUCCGCUUCUGGGCCGGCGCGGAGACGGGGCCCGAGGCCUUCCCCAUGAGCCGCCUCUGGGACGCGCGGGUGCGCCACUAUCUGGGCUCCCGCUAUGACGCCCGGCGGGGUGUCAGCGACUGGGACCUACACAUGAAGCUGUAUGACCGCGGGUCCCAGCGUGGCGAGCGCGUGGCGGCGCGCGGGUACUGGGGGGACAUCGCCACGGGGCCCUUCGUGGCCUUCGGCAUCGAAGCGGACGACCACAGCCUCUUGAGGACCAGCAACGGGCGGCCCGUCAAGACCGCCGGGGAAAUCACCCAGCACAACGUGACAGAGCUGUUUCAGGAAGUGGCCGCUUGGCGGCGCGCAAGAGCCACGCAUCGGGACCCAGAGCAGGUGCAGGAGGCGGAGGGUGGAAACCUGCCGCCAGCGGGCCCCGCCCAGGAUUCCUUCACGGUCCACUUCCUGUCCCUGAGCUCUGCCCACACCCUCCACCACAAGAGCUGCUACCAGGGCCGCUUCCAGCUGCUCUAUGUGGCCUGUGGAAUGGUCCACCUUCUCGGCCCUGAGCUCGGGGCCUGUGUGGCCCCCGGAGGGCGCCUGACUGUGGAAUUAGCUCGGUACCUGGUAGACCUGCGACAGGAGCAGCUGCAGGCCUUCUCUGCCCGGGUCGGGGAGCUGGCUCAGAGGGCUGGGUUCAGCCCGCAGCCUGAGGCCAUGUCCUCGGAGACCUUCGCGCGCUUCUACAAGUCCCAGGACUCCUCUCAGGGUGCCAUGGUCACGUCCUCUGAAGUCAUGACUCCACCUCCUGAAAUCAUGGCCAUGCCCCCAGAAGCCAUGGCCCCACCUCUUGAAGCUCUGACCCAGCCUCUUGGAGGCCUGGCCCCACCCUCUGAGCCCCUCAAGCUGCCCCCAGGGUCUCCAGGUUCAGUUCUGGAGAUUCUGGCUUGGCCACAGGAGGCUUUGACUAGGCAGGCUCCCGGUGGGUCAGACCCCAAAGCGAGAGAGUCUGAGCCCAGCCCGGAGGCCAGGGCCCCAGCUUGUCCUGGGGGAGGCUUCACCAACCAGGAGGAAACCCAGCGUCCCGGGGCCCGCAAGGUCACCCCGGACGCCCCUAAACUCACCCUCUGA